UUGUUUGAAGACUGUAAGCCAUGUGAUCAACCUGGAUUGCAAUGCGCACAUGAUUUUGCUACUCUACGAAGUGGAUAUUGGUGGAAGUGGAGGAAUGAAACAGACAAAAUGAUUUACGAAAAGUUUACGGCAGGCGUUAAGAACGCUGUUUUUACUCCCGUUGUGCAAGCAAAAUCUCCCACAGUGGUAAAUGGUUCUCACAUUAAAUAUUCUUCCAUUCUUCCUCAACCGCAAAAAUGUCCAAGACAGAAAUCGUGCAAAGGCGGUUUAGAGUCAAUAUGUAGCGAUGGCUAUGAGGGUCCCUUGUGUGAAAUUUGCAGUGCUGGGUACUAUAAGCAAUUGAAAACGUGUUCAGAAUGUCCAAUGAAAAAAUGGAUAAUCGGACAGCUUUCAAUCCUGGCAGCAGUCAUUUUAGUAAUAAUUGUUAUUGUGGUUUGGACAAGCAAAAAGAAGGAUACGAAAAAUAAAGAACGUUCGUCAGUAGAUAUCAUUCUUGGAAGACUUAAGAUAGCCAUCGGUUUUUAUCAAGUAACAUCUGGAGUUCUUGAAGCAUUUUCGUACAUCAAAUGGCCAGAUUCUCUUACUCGAAUUGGAGAAUACACCCGGGUUCUUCAAGUAAACGUCUUUCAGAUUGCUCCCAUCCAGUGUCUUUUUGAAAAUCUCAAAGUUAAUGCAUUUGGAAGUUUGUACGCUAUAUUAGCUUUGAAUACGUUUGCAGUAGUUGUGGCGAUUGCUGUUUACGGCAUCAGGAAGCUAACUUCAAUGCGAAACACUCUUAGCAAAAAGGUGAAAGACAAGAAAAUGUCGUAAACGAGAGAGGUGAUCUACCGAAAUCUGUUCUUCUUCCUCCAUGUGACUUAUCUGAGCACCUGUUUGAAAACAGCAAAUGUUCUUCCCCUCUCUUGUCACACUAUCUGCGCUGACGAAAAGGACGAGAGUUGUGAAAAGUUCCUUAAAGCAGACUACAGCAUCGAGUGCACAAGCUCGGAAUUCAACCGUUCGGUACUCGUUGCAUAUUGCACUGUUGCGUACAUUGUGUUUCUACCAACUGCAUCUUUGAUAAUUCUUUGGAGGCAAAGAAGCUAUCGAAAACAAAAUCACAGGCCCAGUGUUAAACAGCAAAACAAAGAGGUUUUGACGGGGCUGCGGUUUCUCUUUGAAAACUAUACCGAACAGACCUGGUAUUGGGAACUAGUUGAGACAAUUCGUAAGGUGGUUUUGACCUCUGGAUUGAUUCUUGUGGGGAGCGAAAGCCGGGCUUAUGUGGGAAUGGCGUGUGUCAUUUCAGGUCUUUAUGGGAUGUUCUUUGCUUAUAGACGUCCUAUAAUGGACCCUUCUGAAAACAAUUUAAUGCUGUCAUCCCUUGGCGUAACGUUUGUCAACUUGGGAAUAGGGGCUGUAAGUCGGAUACCUAAAGAAGGCCUUCCAUCCUCAAUCAAUCCAUAUCUUGAUAACAUCAUGUUCAAUUUACUGGUGUUUGGUGCUAAUUCGUUAGUAAUUGGGCUUCUUUUUGGUGAGUAUCAGGCUUUAAAACCCGGCUAUUUUUUUUUUAUUUCUCGGAAAACAGGUGAAUGUUUAUAACAGUAUGUUGCAUCCCCCGUGUGUAAAUUUUUUUUCAAGACCUUGCAGCUAAACCGCAAUUACUCGUCGAUUAGGAUGAGUAUUAAACGAAAACUUAAUAAUAUACGAAAAAGUCAGAUGUAGGAGAGCUGUAUACCUGCUGAGGAGGAUAACAACCUCCGAGAUCUGCAUAAUUCUUCCUCGUUCAGUCAUUGGUUUGUCAUUCAUUUAGAACUUAAAGUACAAUGUUUUUGAAAGAUUACAAGAUCUUCACCUCUUUGUAUAACUUAAGUUUCUCAUUUUGAACUCGGAAAUUCUAGCAAUAAAAGAGUGUUUUCAGGAGUGUUUGCUGUUUUGGCUGAUUUUCUUCAAAACUAGUGAAAAUCCUCCAUCGAGAAUUUUAAUAGCUGCAAUUUAUUGAGACAGAAUUCCGCUAUUAGAGACAUAAGACGGUCAAAAUUAUAAUCUUACGUUACCGCUUUCUCAGUUAGAUCCCUACUUUUUCUUUUCUCAGUUCAGUACUUGAUAUACAUCUACCGUUAUUUCAACACAUGGCGUAAAAAUCCCCAAUGGUCGUUUUCGUGCUGUCUUGCCCUUCUUCUGCCUCUCAAUGAAUUGCAGGGUGGCGUACGGGCCUUGAAUGGGAAAAACGUCAUUCAACAACAGCUGGAAACUGGAAAAAUGGACAUGCCAACUAUGACCGAUGCGAUUAAAGACAGUGGGACUAUUAACUUCAGUCUUGAAAUAGAUGAAAAGAACCGGUAUGAAGAAAGGAAAGUCAUCAGAAUGGCAAACAAUAAGAGGGGGAAAACUACGCAAAGCGCUACCAACCUGUCUAGUGUCACCAUUCAUAAGCCGCCAUGGAAAACGUACGAUACAGAGCUUUAG
Messenger RNA from Porites lobata, 2448 nucleotides. Lineage: Eukaryota; Metazoa; Cnidaria; Anthozoa; Scleractinia; Poritidae. The record is from the annotation of a GenBank genome assembly.